GAUUUCUAUCAAGCAACUAUCGCCAAUAAAACGUUACAAAAAUGUUCAAAUAUACCGUUGUACUCUUCGCUCUCAUAGCAUGCGCUGCCGCUAAGCCCGGUAUCCUUGACUCAGCACCCUUGGCUUAUGCUGCUCCCGCUGCUGUUGUCGCUGCUCCAGCCCCCGUUGUGACCGCCACCAGCAGUCAAGUGAUAGCCCGCAAUUACAAUGGUAUCGCCGCUGCUCCCGUUGUUGCUACCGCUCCAGUAGCCGCCCCUGUUGUUGCGCGUUAUGCUGCCGCUGCUCCUCUUGCUGCACCCUUGGCUGCUGCCUCUUACGUCGCUUCACCCUUCGCCGCUCCAGUCUUGUCACACUACGCUGCCGCCCCUUUAGCUGCACCCCUGUGGUAAACAUUGUUGA
Ceratitis capitata (Mediterranean fruit fly) is the source of this 399-nucleotide messenger RNA. Its product is annotated as cuticle protein 70, isoforms A and B. Bases 42 to 389 code for a protein of 115 amino acids. The record is from RefSeq and is a predicted model, not a curated record. NCBI's taxonomy places the organism in Eukaryota, Metazoa, Arthropoda, Insecta, Diptera, Tephritidae. The transcript has 2 exons.